Molecule: messenger RNA, 1039 nt
Organism: Suillus fuscotomentosus
Lineage: Eukaryota; Fungi; Basidiomycota; Agaricomycetes; Boletales; Suillaceae
Product: Golgi apparatus membrane protein TVP38
Exons: 7
Coding region: 1-885 (294 amino acids)
Biological process (GO): vesicle-mediated transport; mitotic spindle elongation
Cellular component (GO): Golgi membrane
Source: RefSeq, a predicted model, not a curated record
AUGUUGGUGACGAGGUUGAAGAUUGUAAAUUAUUAUCCACAGCCUGCUGGCUUUGCCGCAUUUGACCCUUGCAUGCUGGAGGGCAUCCGGGAACCGGAAAUUGUUGUUGAUCGUGGGCCUGUGAUAUGGUUCAUUGUGUUCUUCUAUGUCUGCUCAGCCGCAUUCAUCAUCACACUCACUCCAGCUCGCAUUGCUCAAUUCAUGUAUGAUGUCGGUCAAAACUUCCGACAACUUCCAUAUGGGUACAUGCUUCUUAUCCUCGUCAUGAUUGUCACAUCCUUCCCCCCUUUCAUUGGACAUACCAUACUCCUUUACUUGUUUGGUUUCACAUACGGCAUACGGGGCGUCAUCCCCGCGGUAAUUGGAACACUGGCAGCAUCCGUUAUAGUUUUUGUCACCCUUCGGAUGAUGUUCAGCAAGAGGCAGCGUUUGUGGACCCCCACUCACGAGAAAUGGCAGGCUCUGGAAGUUGUUGUACGAUCAAGAGGUAUGCCUUUGAUCAUACUCAUCCGUAUGUCUUCACUUGUGCCGUGGGCUUGGUCAAACUCGCUAUUCGCAAGCAUAUCGUCGGUAUCGUUGCUCCAGUUCUUCAUAGCGACUUGUUUUGUCGUCCCAAGGGUCAUGAUACAGGUAUUCAUCGGAUCUCGUCUUGCCAGACUGUCAAACAGCAAUCAGAGAAAUCGCAACCUUACCCAAAUGAGAUUUUUCAACAGCCUUCUCAUUAUCGGAGGUAUUCUGUCAACUGCUUUAGCUAGCUCGCUGGUCUACUAUUUCGUACAUAAGGAGAUCAAACAUUUACGUGUCAGCUCGUCAAAGCGUGACGAAACAGCUGCAGAGACAUUUGGGGCAACACAGGAAACGUCUUUUUCUGACUCCACAGUUUGACUCUUCCUUACGCUUAUCGUAGUAAGAUGCUUUAUCUUGGUGGUGGAAUAUAUAUUAUCCUCCCGCACUGUUGUGUUCUCGAUGGAUCGACCCUGCUGACUGCUGCUGUAGCAAAACUUGCUGCCAAGGGACCGAGUUUCAGAUCAGCAAGAAC